Molecule: messenger RNA, 2241 nt
Organism: Hirundo rustica (Barn swallow)
Lineage: Eukaryota; Metazoa; Chordata; Aves; Passeriformes; Hirundinidae
Gene: UBE2E3
Product: ubiquitin conjugating enzyme E2 E3
Exons: 6
Coding region: 144-767 (207 amino acids)
Biological process (GO): protein polyubiquitination
Cellular component (GO): nucleus
Molecular function (GO): ubiquitin conjugating enzyme activity
Source: RefSeq, a predicted model, not a curated record
CCGGCCACAGAGCCGCCGCCGCCGCCGUAGAGCCCCCCGGCCGCCUCCGUCCCCUCCUCGGGCGCCGCGGGCCCGGCCCGGCCCCCCGCCAUCCCGCCCCUCCGACCCAGCAGCGGGACAGGACGCCGGCGAAGUUCCCCACGAUGUCCAGUGAUAGGCAGAGGUCAGACGAUGAAAGUCCAAGUACCAGCAGCGGUAGUUCAGAUGCCGAUCAGAGGGAUCCGCCUGCACCUGAACCUGAAGAGCAAGAAGAACGAAAACCCUCUGCCACCCAGCAGAAGAAGAACACCAAACUAUCCAGCAAAACUACUGCUAAGCUAUCUACUAGUGCAAAAAGAAUCCAGAAGGAGCUAGCUGAAAUAACCCUUGAUCCUCCUCCUAACUGCAGUGCCGGUCCUAAAGGAGAUAACAUUUAUGAAUGGAGAUCUACUAUACUUGGACCUCCAGGUUCUGUAUAUGAAGGAGGUGUUUUCUUCUUGGAUAUCACAUUUUCAUCUGACUAUCCAUUCAAGCCACCAAAGGUUACUUUCCGCACCAGAAUUUAUCACUGCAACAUCAACAGUCAGGGAGUCAUCUGUCUGGAUAUCCUGAAAGACAACUGGAGCCCUGCUUUGACUAUUUCAAAGGUUCUGCUGUCUAUUUGUUCUCUUCUGACAGACUGCAACCCAGCUGACCCUCUGGUUGGAAGCAUAGCCACUCAAUACCUGACCAACAGAGCAGAACAUGACAGGAUAGCCAGACAGUGGACCAAGAGAUAUGCAACAUAAAUGACAAACUACUUGUGCAGUGUGAAGGUGCAGAAGGCAGCUUUGCAGUGUGCAACAAAUCUUUAUAGCCUUUACAAUACGGACUUCUGUGUAUAUGUUAUACUGAUUCUACUCUGCUUUUAUCCUUUUGAAGACUGGGAUACUGCCCCCCAAAAAGGUAAAUGCUAUCAAGAGUAGAAGUUUGUAGCUGUAGAUUAGUUAUGUUUAAAAUGCCUACUUGCAAGUCUUGCUUCUUUGGGAUAUCAAAAUGUAUUUUGUGAUGUACUAAGGAUACUGUUCCUGAAGUCAACCAAAUAUUAUAGUGCAUUUUAGCCUAAUUCAUUAUCUGUAUGAGGUUAUUAAAGGUAGCUGUAGAUUACUAGGAAUUAUGUCAUUUGUAUUAAACCCAGAUCUAUUUCCAAUAUGUGGUACAUGCUGUUGUGAAAACUGUUUUAACUUUUACCUUUGUCAGUUUGUAAUGAAAGGAUUUCCUUUUUCCCUUUGUAGCUCAGAGAGCACCCAGUGUAUCAUCUCAAACACAAUAAACAUGUUCCCCAAGGAGUAGUUUCUUUGUUUUCCUGUUUUAAAUUAAUAUUUUAAUAAAUUUAAUUAUAGUAACAAGGCAAGGCCAAUGUAUCACAGAUCCCUGUGGAUAAUUUUUAAAUUAAUAUACAUGAGCAAAGGCUUGCUAUUAAAUGUUUAAUGCACACCUGUGGAUUGUUUAAGUUUUCCCUGCUUUGUUUUUAACAGAACAAGUAAAAUUUCUAAAAUUUUCUGAAAUGGAAUACUUUUCAGCUUUUUCUCAAGUUGAAAUGAUCACAUUUCAUAUGCUUACUCCAGAAGUUAACAUAGCUGGUUGCUUCAGGGCCAGUCCUGCUGUCAGAACAGGCUGCCUCUAUCUUGCUACAAAGGGUUUUUUGCAAGAGGAAGGCCAAGUUAGAGAUAGUCUGGUGCUUUUGUUUCUGAGUAAAGCAAGUUGGACUUGCUGACCUAGAGAACUGAGUUAUCCAUUGAAAAAGGUCUUCCAAAGCAUGAUUGAACACUGUAUCAUCUACCAAAAAAAAAGAGAGGAGUACGAUAAAUUUAAUCAGAUUUAUAUGACACAAAAACAGUUGUGGGGAAAAUAACCUUUCUUAGUAAAAAUGAAAUCUAUAAAAGUGUUUUAGACUACCUUUUCCCCCUUCACAUUCUGCCUUGGAAAUUUUGUAACAUCUGUAAGUACAAAAAUACAGCUUUAUAAGUACAUACAGUUUAAAAGGUAGAGUCGCUAAUAGUUUUAUAAUUUAAGCUUUUAUAGUUUGCCAGUCACAAUAUUGAUUAUAAAAAAAUACACUUGAUUCCUUUAAAUGAUUUUUUAAAUUACACUUAAUUUUAAAUUUUGCAUUCUCCCUUACUACCUGGUAUUUUCAGAGAUAACGUAGUACUUCCUUCAGUAAGAUGCUCUGCUCAUUUAAUAUAUGAAAAUGGAAUGUUAAGUUUAAAUAUUUAAGCAAUA